Messenger RNA from Helianthus annuus (common sunflower), 1377 nucleotides. Its product is annotated as protein FAR-RED IMPAIRED RESPONSE 1-like. NCBI's taxonomy places the organism in Eukaryota, Viridiplantae, Streptophyta, Magnoliopsida, Asterales, Asteraceae. Gene Ontology annotation, biological process: regulation of DNA-templated transcription. The record is from RefSeq and is a predicted model, not a curated record. Bases 1 to 1377 code for a protein of 458 amino acids. The transcript has 5 exons.
AUGGCCGAUUUUCAGGCUUAUUCUCCUAGCCGUGUAUUCCGGAACAACUUCAUCGACGAUGAAUCACCGGCAGUUUACUUCCAGCUGGCAUCAGGUUUGAUAGGUGUUGGACAUAUUAGAGAUGAGAACAUGCAGCCAGAGGUAGAACUUCAACAGUUUCACUUUCAGAUGUUUUCACCAAAUGAACAAGAUGAACAAGGAACUCCCCGCUACUUUGUAACUCAGACCCCACAAGGAACCAAAUAUUGGACUCCUAUUGUUGACAAGGAGUUCCAUCCCGUUCUUGGAAAAUCAUACGACACAUUUGAGGAGCUUAUUGCAAUGUAUAAGGCAUACGGAUAUCAAGUUGGCUUCGAUGUAAAAAAGGCGCAAACAAAGGUUUGGAAUGGGUAUGCGACGCACAAAUACCUAAGGUGCUCGAAAGCUGCUAAACCGCAACAGAAAAGGACGUUCGACACUCUCUGUGAGUCUUCGGUGAUGACCAACAGGAAAAGUACAUUCACACACACUGAUUGCAAGGCGCAGAUUCUUGUCCUCAUCACGCAAAACCCUACUCGUUUUGUUGUACACAACUGGAUUGAUGUGCAUAAUCACCCCCUUAUUAACCCAUUCAACCGUGACCUUUCAAAAAUAUCAAGAAAACUCCCAUUUGCAACGCAACAAUUUAUUCACCAAAUGAGCAUCAAUCGUAUUGGUCCGAUCAAGGCCCGCAUGUGCCUUGUAAGUAUUAAAGGUGGUCAUCACAAUGUGCAUGGUACUCCCGACGACUUUAAAAACUUUAGCCAGAAGUUGAGGAUUUUUAUAGGUAACCGAGAUGCUCAACUUUUUCUGGAUCGCCUUCGUGAUCGAAGGGAAAGUCUUCCAAACUUCUACUAUGACUUUGUUGUAUCUGAUGGGAAAUUGAAUGCUGUGUUUUGGGCUGAUGAGAUCUCCAAGCUAAACUACAAGCCUUUUGGGGAUGUGUUAGCGUUCGAUGCUACUUACCAGACAAACAAAUCUGCAUUUUUUACAUCUUUGACACCUUUACAUGUGGGCCUUCUAAGAUGUGUUAAAGAUAUUGCGGGUGACCUGUUACAAAACACUGAUGUGAGGGCUUGCAUUCAUCGACUGGUUUGGAAUGUUUACAUAAAGCCAUCUACCUCUGAAUCGCGAUGGGCAGCGUUGCUGGAAAAAUUUGGACUACAAGACCACCAAUGGCUCAAUGAGAUGUACGAAAUCAGGGAACGUUGGGUACCUGCGUACUUCAGGGACAUCCCUAUGUACUGUUCGAUGAAGACGACUUCACGUUCCGAAAGUUCAAAUGCAGCUUUCAAAGUUAACUCUACCAGCGCAAAUACUCUGGUUCAAUGGCUGCUAUGUUAUGACGCGGCGAAUUGA